GAGUGGCGCCUCAGUCAACGCAGCUGCAUUCACGCAUGUGGCCAAGGAACUGGUGUGCUGUGUGUUGCUGUGCGAUCCCGGUUGUCGGAGUGUUAUUGUUGUUUUCGUAGGAUCUGUUCCCGCAAUCGAGAGAUUAUAAGCACAUUGGAACAUGUAGCGCAUUCUCCCUGUGGAAAGCGGCAGUUUGUGCAGUUGCGUUGUGCAUUUGUUAACGGUGUGGUUUGAAUCCAUCGCGCGCGCACUGUGGAUUGCGCCUUCCUAACCAGAAUUCGAUUGUGGAUACAUGAAGACCAGGUGUUGGUGUGUCGUCCGGCUCGUGCGCACUCACUGCGUGCGUUGUGUAAAACCUCGAUAAACAGACGUCAUCAGUUGCAUUAGUGGCCAAAGAUAAGGUGGCUGGAAUGCACCGACAGAAGCUUUUAUCACCAACGGAUAAUUAAAUGGAUCCCGGACCGUCUUCGGGCCCCGUUGAUGACGGGUUGUCCAAAGCUUCUGGACCUAAGGUUCCACCACGUCGCAACGGUUCUCGAGCGAAAAAGGGAACCUCGUCGGGGAGUUCUCAAGCGGCUGUUGUGGCAUCGCAACCCAUGGCUGGGGACGACUGCGCCAUCAAUGACCUUCUCGAGGGACGCACCGACCUUUGUCUCGUGCUGCCUGAUCACCGACACAUCAUAGUCAACGUCGAGAGGAGGACACCAGUAAUGGACCUACUGGUACAGGUUGCCACAGCUAACAAGAUAAACCCAAGCAAUCAUGUGAUCCAAGUCUCCAAUGACCGAGGAUAUGUCUGCAAGCCCAAUACCCCGGUGGGAUCAUUGGAUGUCAAAGAGCUUUACAUCAUUCCAAAGGUCUCGCACACAAGCAGUGACCUUACGCAUAAACGACUGCCUAAACGUGCUCCUCAACCAUUUGAGCCAACAUUUCGGUUACAAGUCCGCCUUCCGAAAAACCAGCUGAUGGUACUACGGGUAAACCUUGGCACGACCUUGGCACAGGUGAAGCAAACAGCAUGUGAAGAGAAGGGCCUGGACCCUCAGGGAUAUCAGCUGGUGGCUAUAGGACGUCUGCCUGUAGCUGCCCUAGACCUUGCGCUGACACUGGAACAGUAUGGAUCCACUGAAGUUGGCCUCAUGUCAAACAGAGCCCUCGCAGCAAGUAUCCAGAACACUGCAACAGACCUGAUCAGCUAUUCCAUGAACAAGGAGUGCAAAAAAGGGAUCAUUAGCCUUCUCACACACCACCGCAGCAAAGGGAGCCUGACGGGAUCGAGCAGUGACGGCGUAAGCAGCCGUGGGACAUCCCCAGUACGCAUGGAUCCCCUGUGCCAAACAAUCGCUCCCAACCCUCCCACUGCUCCUAGCCGUACUUCAACAAAGAAGCGUCCAGCUCCACCACCCCCGGUUGCAAACCAGGUACCCGAGGAACCCCAGGUGAAAGCAGUGGCUGGCAGCAGCAAAGGAGAACAGCAGGAGUCCAUUCGAACCCAUUCGCGGCAAAGCUCAGAUUCCAGUGGCUACCACGAAGCCUCCGUGCUCAGUGACUUACCAGAAACACCUUCUCCCGAGGCUGUCUGCAACAGCAGUGGUGCGUGUAGCCUGGACAGCCCCCCUCAGAGCCUUGAAGUAGCCAGGCCGAGAAGAGGGCCCCGGAAAGCUCGACCAAGUAGCAUGGCAUCGGAUGCCUCUUCUGGUAAAAAGCGCCGAGCACCACCACCACCUCCUCCUCCUUCAACCUCCACAUCUUCUAGUGCAGAAUCAGAUGGAGCAGUUGUCCCAGGAACAAGUCCUACAGUAUUCCUAGAUUUGGAUUCUGCCGCUGCCUUGAGAUGCGCAAAUGAGGAAGGACCAGAAGAGUGCUCAGAAAAUGACUCGGUCCUGUCGACUCCAAAAGGUGACUUUGAAUGUGGACGACUGGUGUUUCGGGGCUCUACUAACCCAACACCACGACCCAGACUAACACUCCGGCACAAGAAAGGUCAGUCCAGUGUGCAGGCAGAGACGUAUGGUGAACCAGAAGAUGCAGCCGAUGACAGAAAAGUGCCAAGCGACACUAACAUUAUUCCCGACGAAGCCAGUACAGUUUCACAGCUGUCAUGGGAGUACAACAUUCCAGAACCACCUUCUCCAUUUCGCACCUGCGCUCCAAACAACUUUGAUCCUGACAGUGCAUCAGACGUAAAAGCAGAGAAUGAAUUGAAAGAAGGGAGUGACACUAGUCCCGUGCCCGCCGAACAGAGUGGGGUUUUUAAUACGGAUACAGGUACACAGGAAGACUGUAUUGGGAACAUUGAGAAUGAAAAAAAUGUUUGUGCUGUGACAGAAGUGAGCUCAACAGUGCCCAGUUCUAAUGAACCACCAUGCACUGUGCUUGAAAACUCCAAUGGAACGCUAAACUCCUUCGGUGCUCCAUUCAUUUGCGAGUUGUCGGAAAGUGGUCAACACGCAGAGGUCUCCCAAGAACCCGAGAGCAGUAAAGAUGGAGAGGAUAUCCACAAGUUACGUCCGAUCGAAGACCUGAGCGGAAAAUUUUGUGUCGAAGAAGAGAUCUCCGAAGAAGUACCUGCGAGGGCAGAGGACAAAUCUAGCAGGGCACCCGAAACAAAGGAUGUGGUGACUUCAAGUCCCGUGUUGGGUCGUGAUGAUUUUGCUGAGCGCUUGCCAGACAGUGUCGUGAAAAGUGGAAAAGAUGCGCAGGAAGCUGGAAAGGAGCAUGGAGAGCCAUUUUGUGUGACCACCACAACACCGCAGGUAUUGGAGCACAGCCGCGGUGAGUCGGAACAAGCGGAAAACGCUCAAUCUGUCGGACACGUCGAGAAACAAUUGGAGCCACUUUCUCGGAGCCACAGCGUGAACUAUGGGCCAAUUUCUUUCUCGAUCGGCUCGUACGGAUCGUACAAAACGGAAGCUGUCGACGACAUCUUUUCCGUUGAGCCAGGAAAAGCACCGAUGGAUCGGUUUAAGAACAUUAAGGUAGCCAGCUCCCCACGUGUGAGCACCGUCGAAGAAAAAGUCACGGUGACCAUUAAUAACUGUCCCGAAGCUCCCGAAAAAUGUAAGGCGACUGCGCGGUUGUCACCGGAGAAAACGAAAGCAGAAGACUGUCCCACCUUGGCAAGUUCUCAGGUUCUCACAGUUGCAAUAGGUAAAGAAGCUAUGGAUGAUAGGCUUCUGGGGAAGGAAUGCACGAAUCAGCCAACACUUGCAAGAGCAUCAUCCCUGUUGGACCUGAGAGACUCGGCAUCGAACAACGGUAAACCGAGGGAGCAAGGUGGCCUCGCCGAUGAAAAGGACGUUCUUUUGACCGAAUAUGCAAAACUUCAGCUUCAGUUUGUUGCUUGGCAGCAGCAACUAGCUUGCAACCAGAAUUUGCUGGAAAAUAAGAAGAUAGUACCAUGCAUGAGCAGCACCGCUCUUAACGGCAGCCCUGAAAGAUCAAAGAGUACUUGCGAAGCCGGUGCAACACUUCCCAGGUCCAAACCUUCCCGUCCACUAAGUUUAGUAGUACAGCCUAGUCGACUUCCUUUAUCUGGAGCGUCUCCACCGAAAGUACAGUUUGGAUCGUGGAAAGAACACAGAGACGACAGUGCUUUCACAACUCUCGGGUCCGAGGACGGCUUGUCUUCAACUUUGGUGAAGUCUCACCAGAAACGUGGAGCACCUGUUGGUGACGUUGGCUCGAAGGCGAAACAAGCUGACAGCCCAGUGAAGCCAAAGACCCUUCCACCACUUAGCAAGGCUGAUCCGAAGCCUGUUUUCAAAAGGCCAAUGGGAGUUUUAAGUUCUGCUCCAACCGUCCGAGGAUUUUCGCAAGAAUCUGUGUCAAAGAUUGUCGAGGAGAUGGCGCACACCAGAAAAGAUAGCCUAAAUGGAAGAACGGUGAUUCCGAGCCCUUCGGUGCCUGAUGCGCAUGUCCAGAUGAGAAAAUCGGUACAAAAUAUUUUAACGUCUGAUGUUUCGGGGCAGAACAAUGCUGUAGUACACUCUAAACCAUUACAGGAAUGUGCUAAAAGCACCAGAAGUCUUUCAUCUGUAAAGGAGAAUGAUGUGAAGCGCACAUUGCAUGAUGAAAUAACGAAAUGUUCACGAUUACCUAGUGCGACGACAUCAGAUGCCAACAAACCAAGUGUCGUAAGAGCCACACUCAAGUCGGGGAUGCCUCCUAUCAAACAGCAGAUGAAUAACCACAUUGAGGACGACAAGAGGACUACAAAUGGUCAAGUGAAGGAAGCAGCCAAUAAAGGGAAAAUGUUGAGUCCUCCAGCAGCAGACCCAAGGGAGGUGCUCAUGAACGAGAUAAGAAGUUUCGGAGGAAAGACUUCGCUGAAAAAGGUAUCCACAGAGCCAGCGUGGCAGCUGAACAUCUGUAAUGUCCGGCCAGCUCCUGUGUAGCGUACAACAUGUGAACUACAAGAGGUGCCAUUUAGUCUGUUACAGUUGCGCUACUACAAAUAGUCACUUUAGAGGGCCCCCUGUAACAAUGCAUAGGUAUAUUUUGUGAUUUCUUAUAGUAUGCUACUAUAUUCGUUGGACAUGAAUUCAGUGUGGAAAAGAGCUGAGGAGCAUCAGUAUGGUGUGUGUGCUCCAAAUUCCAACUCGUGAGACUGAGUAAUAUAGUAACUGACAUAAUGAAUGUUGAUCACUGCUUUCGCAGACAAUGUUUUUGCAGGGAAUUAGGGAUUUUAUUAAUGGGUGCAGCAUUGCGGUGCCUUGAAGGGAUGCCAUUGGUGCCGUCUGUGUACAUAAAAUCGAAGGAUUGUAGAUCAUAUGGGUGGUAUUUAAGAGUGAACAUGAGCGCACAUAUAAUUUUAAAUCCCUCUCUGUCCUUUCUUCUGGGAUCGUAUGAGGAGCACACAAUCGUUUUUAAGCCUGUCGUGUUCUGUGACGAAGCCCGAGAGCACCUUGAUGGUGUACGGUCGGAAUUUGUCAGGUUUAAUUAACAGACAAUUUAAACGAGGUGAAUUACUGCUCUUAGUGGAGUGAAGAAGACUAUUCGCUAAGUCAGAAACGGCAUCGUGUAGCCUUUUUAGUGUGUCCUUUCAGAAAGACUGUUUUUGAAGUGGAUAUCAACUAUUGAAUUAAGUAAUUAAAGCUGUACCGUGGUAAAAAUACUCUGAGCUCGAAACACAAAAUUAGCUCAGAGCACCCAGUGGCCAGAUUGUCACAUGCACACUGUGCUGUAAACCUAACAUUGGUGUUGCAUUAUGGUUAAAGUAACGCGAGUAAAUGGUUGCCAGGUAAUGUUAUUGUCACUACCAUCUCUGUUCUAUUAUCCAUAUCAUUGCCUGUCAGUGCACUUCCAUGGGACACCUCAUAAUCUGCUAAUAAGUCCAAUCUGAUUAAAUAGGUAACCCUAUCUGUCCCUGGAGAGAACCAUAGACAAUGUGGUGUUCUUAAUGCAAACACAGUAACACAGACCACGCUUUUAAGGUACUAGAAUUUAAUAAUUUGCAACAACUAUAUCUUUUGCAUGUACAUAUCUUCUUGGUAAGAUGUUUUCUGUUUGCCAAGGUCAUGAAGUUGCAACGCAGGUCUGAUAUAGCUUCUGAUGAUAAAUCAAAGUAUAUCUAACACUGUGUUGUCAGUAUGCUUGGGUAUGUAGAAAGAUAAUUCUGUAGAGUGUACAUACACUAUACUCCUAGUGUGGCAAUGUGCAUGAAAGUCAUGUGGCUCUUUUAGACACUUGCAUCAUACAGUGUGCCUAAUAACAAAACUGCAGCUAUUCACCUUUAUUUUGCAUACCAGGUGGCUUGACAUUGUUUUACUGUCAUGGUCAUGUGGCUCACCGAAUAAAAUGAACAUAACAUUGUUGGAGAGCCUGCACAGAUUGAAAUUAGAUAAAAGAAAUGUGAAAUGCUACAUCACUUUGAAGUUAUCCUCUUGAUGACUCACGUGUUAAAAUUUAUGUCUUGGCAAAUGAUUUUUGUGAGAUUGAGUACAUUCAUAUGUGCCAAAUGCCUUUCGGGGCAUUUGGUAAACGUUUGCGCAAACAAGUUGGGGUGUGUUAGUUACGCGAAUACAUACUGUUCCCCUAGUUGACCACUUCCAAUAUGAAGCUAACAGUUUGACACCAUUUCCUGUGAUGCGCUUUUAGAUGUUCCAAAGGCACACAUUCCUCAGUGUAUUACACCAUUAAAUGCUGCGUUUGCUAUGCGUUACACAAGGUGCUUGUAGUCCUGUGCCUUAGGUGUGUUGGAGUAAUAAUCGAGAGCCACAGAAUUCUGCGUGUUUGUUGAAGCAAAUGGCAUGACGAGUUGUGUUAAGGUAAGCGUACAAUUUCCUCGGUUCAGUGAUAUUGCACUUUAUUUCACAUUGAUGUGCAGUGUAGCGGUGAUGUGAGCAGGCUGCCUUGAAGCUAUUUUUUUUAAUGCCCCGCUACACAGGUAGGCUUCAACAGGAAAACGUUGCACUUCCUAUAUUGGACCUUGUUGCAUUUUGUAUUAUACACUUCACACUUCUGUAAUAUAUGAGUAACAGCCUACUGGUGGAUGAAGUAAUAUAUUUGGUUGAUGGUAAGCAACACUUGCCAUCAGUGUGUAGCCUCUAGCAGAUUUUAGUCCUCACUUAUGUAUAUACGUACAUGUAUAUUGGAAGUUUUAUAUGAAGAGUUAUAGAAAUGCUGGCCUGUAAACCUUCUUUGCGAGCUUCGAUAAUGAUGAUUCUGUAUAUUUUUAGUAUGUGGUUACCUUUCUUUUUGUUUGAUGAUGUUGCUCAAUACACAUUAGUCAAGAUGACUUGGACUCCCAGCAUAAUAAAAGAAAAUGUGGCUAGACCUGUCCACGGAGUUAUGAAACUGA
This is a messenger RNA of Ornithodoros turicata, 6793 nucleotides long. Its product is annotated as protein cordon-bleu-like. Gene Ontology annotation, molecular function: actin monomer binding. The transcript has 10 exons. The record is from RefSeq and is a predicted model, not a curated record. NCBI's taxonomy places the organism in Eukaryota, Metazoa, Arthropoda, Arachnida, Ixodida, Argasidae. The coding region runs from base 441 to 4388 and encodes 1315 amino acids.